Candidozyma haemuli is the source of this 1701-nucleotide messenger RNA. RefSeq names its product bifunctional DRAP deaminase/tRNA pseudouridine synthase. Lineage: Eukaryota; Fungi; Ascomycota; Pichiomycetes; Serinales; Metschnikowiaceae. Gene Ontology annotation, biological process: pseudouridine synthesis. The record is from RefSeq and is a predicted model, not a curated record. The transcript is spliced from 2 exons. The coding region runs from base 1 to 1701 and encodes 566 amino acids. Gene Ontology annotation, molecular function: RNA binding; pseudouridine synthase activity.
AUGACCGAGUCGGGCCAAAAAAGAGCUUCCUCGCCCUCUGGCGCCCCACCACUGCCCGUUUCCAAAACGAGACCUCCCCGUGGCGCCAAAAAGCAAAGAGACGACCAUGGCUUCAAGAUGAAGCAGCAGGCCAUAGAUAAGGACGUGCUUUCGUCUGAAGCACAGCCUGGGAAGACGAUUUUCGAGGAGGAAACCGAAGGUGCUUCUUAUAUCAUUGAAGGUCCGCUUCGAAGAACAACGCCCUACUACUUCACCUACUUGACGUAUUGCAAGCAGAGAUGGAGAGACAGGAAGAUCUUGGAUGUGUUCCUAGACGAGUUUCGGGAGAAGGACGGGGACAUUUACCGGAAAGCCAUUGCUUCUGGACAAGUUACAAUCAACAAGAAACCCACGACGUUGGACUCGGUGGUGAAGAAUGGUGACCUUAUAUCGCAUCGGUGUCACCGCCACGAACCGGCUGUUUCGCUGAGACCGAUAAAAAUUGUGUUUGAGGAUGAUAAUGUCAUUGCUAUAGAUAAGCCUUCGGGGAUUCCCGUGCAUCCAACGGGACGGUACCGUUACAACACCAUCACCAAAAUCUUCCAGCAUGAGUAUGGCAAAACCGUACAUCCCUGUAACAGACUAGACAGAUUAACACUGGGGCUCAUGUUUUUGGGGAAGAACGCCAAGGGCGCUGAUUUUUUUGUCAAGCAGAUUAGGGAAAGAAACGUCAGAAAGGAGUACAUUGCCAGGGUUAAGGGCAGGUUUCCAGUGGAGCCUGUGCUGGUGGACCAGCCUCUUUAUACUGCUUCUCCCAAACACGCAUUGAACGUGGUGGACCACGAAAACGGCAAACCAGCAGUGACUGAGUUUAAGAGGGUAUCGUAUGAUCCAGCUUCGAACACGUCUAUUGUCAAGUGCCAUCCUUUGACAGGAAGAACUCACCAGAUCAGGGUACAUCUCCAGUAUAUAGGGCAUCCCAUUGCCAAUGACCCGAUCUAUUCAAGUGGGUAUGUUUGGGGUAGUGAUGACUUGGGCAAGGGCAAUGAAGGAUGUCCAGAAGAGGUGGUUGCAAGCGUGCUCUACAUGGUUUCAUCCCAGGAAGAUGGUGAAAUUCUAUCAAAGGAUCAGUGCUCCGAGUGUGAAAUGCCUCUUCACACCGACCCGGGGCCAAACGAUUUGGAUCUUUGGCUCCAUGCUUAUAAAUAUGAGGCGUCCGACAAGCUGUGGUCUUACACGGCCGACUACCCUGACUGGGCUAUCAAUCCCCACCGCAAGUUCAUGGAACUUGCCAUUGAGCAAGCAAAGAAAUGCGGCGAGACACAGACACAGUUCAAUGUUGGAGCCGUUUUGGUGUUAGACGGGGAGGUUCUUGCAACAGGUCACUCUAGAGAGUUACCUGGUAACACCCAUGCUGAGCAGUGUGCGUUGGAGAAGUACUUCAAAGAAAACAACACAACAGAUGUGCCUAAGGGCACUGAGUUAUUCACCACCAUGGAGCCCUGCUCCUUUAGGUUGAGUGGUAACUUGCCCUGCGUGGACAGAAUAUUAGCAACCAGUAUCAAGACAUGUUUUGUCGGCAUCCUUGAACCUGAUACGUUUGUCCAGAACAACACUGGCAAAGCCAAGUUAACCGAAGCUGAGGUGGAGUACAUUCAUAUCCCUGGCUACGAGGACGAGUGCCUCGAAAUCGCAAAGUUGGGACACGACAAGAAAGUUUAG